Molecule: messenger RNA, 2527 nt
Organism: Neopelma chrysocephalum (saffron-crested tyrant-manakin)
Lineage: Eukaryota; Metazoa; Chordata; Aves; Passeriformes; Pipridae
Gene: CSTPP1
Product: chromosome unknown C11orf49 homolog
Exons: 9
Coding region: 144-1145 (333 amino acids)
Source: RefSeq, a predicted model, not a curated record
UGGGCCGGAACGGUGGCGGCGAAGGGCGUGUUCCCAGCCGGGGCGAGCGGCCGAGCAGCGCCGGGAGCGUCGGGCGCCUUGGAAACGGGCGGAAGCUGGGAAGGAGCGGCGGCGGGAGGAGCAGGAGCAGGAGCAGGAGGAGGAUGCUGAGCCCCGACCGGCUCUCGCUGCCCGGACCUGAGUACCUGGCUCAAAGACAUGUCCUCACGUACAUGGAGGAUGCAGUGAGCCAGCUGCUGGAGAACAGAGAAGAUAUUAGUCAGUAUGGCAUUGCCAGGUUCUUCACUGAAUAUUUCAACAGUGUGAGACAAGGAACACACAUCUUAUUCCGUGAGUUCAGCUUUGUUCAAGCCACCCCUCAUAACAGGGCAUCUUUCCUUCGGACCUUCUGGAGGUGUUUCCGAACAGUGGGGAAAAACGGAGAUUUGCUGACGGCACAGGAAUACCACUGCCUGCUGCAGCUGCUUUGCCCUGACUUCCCAAUGGAACUCACUCAGAAAGCAGCAAGGAUUGUGCUGAUGGAUGAUGCAAUGGAUUGCCUGAUGUCUUUUUCUGAUUUCCUCUUUGCUUUCCAGAUCCAGUUCUACUACUCAGAGUUCCUGGAAAGUGUGGCUGGCAUUUAUCAGGAUCUACUGGCUGGUAAGAAUCCAAAUACUGUGAUUGUGCCAACAUCAUCUUCUGGGCAACAUCGGCAGCGCCAACCCCCAAAUGAUUGCAACCCACUCGAAGGGGUAGAGGCAUCUCUCUUCUACCAGUGCCUGGAGUCCUUGUGUGACAGAUCAAAAUACAGCUGUCCACCUUCUGCUCUUCUGAAGGAAAUGUUGAGUAAUGCACAGAGAAUGACCUUCUAUGGAUUCCUUGUGGCACUUGCAAAGGAUCAGGGGAUCAAUCGAGCCCUAGGGGCUUUACCAGAUAAAGGAGACUUGUUUCUGGACCCUGCCAUGGACCAGGAACUUGAGAAAUUGGUAGCUCAGAUUUCAGGGCUUUCCAUGUCUGGUCCUGCCAGCUCCAGCGGGGACACAGCUAAUGUGCCUGUCCGUAACUUACCCAGGAUUAACUCACCCUGGAAACCUCUACACCAUCGGCGAAAAAUGGAUGCUGAGAGUGAAGGCUCCAAUGAAGAGACUGACUCCUCUGAAAACUGAAGGUUGUAAGGGUGGGCACCAUUCCCAUCUUGGGUUUCUCCAGAACCCACUGGAGGAACAGUACCUCUUCCCAGAGCACCUGCUCUGAUGGAGGGUUCUGUCUACAUCACCAGUGUAUGCGUGUGGUUGUGCUAGUCCCCAGUAUCAGGCUCACCCAUCUUUUCCCAGGAAGAGCUUGCAUUUUUCCUAGCUCCAAAUUUGUGCAAGAAUAGCUCCUCUGCAGAAGCCAUUUACAGCUGCAGAAUCAUGCUUCCCCCUGCUGGCAGGCAAGACCAGCCAGCAGAUGUCAGCUCUGCUGUCACUUGGAAACAGCCGGGUAUGCUCUCACCGGGCUCUCCCUCACGGUUCAGCAGGUACUGAAGCAGUGGGAGCACCAGCACAGACCGCUUGCCAGUGUUUUGGUGUGUAGCUCUGUUCAGAUUUGGCCCGGACAAGAGCGGUUAAAUCGCCAGCAGCAGCUCUGCACUUGUGUUCCAUUGUAAUUAUUCCCACUAAAGCUGCAGCUGCAUAUGACCAAAAGCAGAGAAAUUCCUGAAGUUCCUAGAAAAGGGCGGCUUAGAUAUUGCCAACUGUGUCUGCUCUGUGCUUUCUCCUCCAUGUGUCCAAGACUGGCCAAAGCAAAUACAGCAAAUAAGCUAGAUUGCAGUAAGUACUGCAUGGUUCUCUCAGGCUCUGCUGCUGUGCCGAGUUCCAUUCUGUGAUGUCUCCCACUGCCUCCGAUGGCAUAUCAAGGUCAUUUGGAAUGGUGAGUUUCAGAGAGACUGGAGGAGAGGGAGUCUUUAAAUUCCUUGGCCACAGGUGGUGUGGCUUGCAAGUAUAUAGAGCAUCUGCUGGGGCUGGGUGGGCAGAAGCACUAAGGGAGAAGGAAGCGGUUCUCAAAUGAGAUCCGAUCGGGGUUUUCUGUAGAUAGUGGCAGUGUUGUAGCAGCAUCAUGUAGCCCUUACAACUACAAAAAUAAGUAGCAUAGCAUUGCAUUAAUGGUAACGAGCUCUGCAGUUUGACUUCCACAGAUCCAAACACUUUGUCUAGCCCAGCUCCUGUGCCCCAUCUUGCACAGACUAGUUAUUUCCUGGGGAACUUCAGUUUCUCAUGUGUCUUUGGGAGCCUCCUUGCUCCUCCUGGUCAUAAAGUGCUGCUACAUGGGCCACCAGGAGCUGGUAACCCAAAGCUUGUACCAGCCCUCUGCUGUGGAUUCAACACAUGCUAGAGCUGUUUUAAGACGAAUCCCAUACCUACUGCUCAGUCUUUACCACAGCUGCACCUGUGGAGGUAGUGGGAGGGAUUAUUUAUUUAUUAUAAGUUAUAUUAUUUAUGAUCUGUGUGUUCUCUCCCCGCUCGGUGAGUGGCUGUGACAGCCCGGCAAUAAAGCACGCUUUGUCAGG